Sparassis crispa is the source of this 2658-nucleotide messenger RNA. Its product is annotated as Glutaminase A. The transcript is spliced from 18 exons. NCBI's taxonomy places the organism in Eukaryota, Fungi, Basidiomycota, Agaricomycetes, Polyporales, Sparassidaceae. The record is from RefSeq and is a predicted model, not a curated record. The coding region runs from base 1 to 2658 and encodes 885 amino acids.
AUGUUCCAGUGUUUGCUGUUGCUCUUGUCGGCACUUUCCCUCGUCCAUGCUCAGAACACUGGCAGUUCUCAGACAUUCUACCCUGCUGCUGUCCCUUUAGCCGUUCGCUCCCCAUAUUUCAGCGCCUGGUUGCCAACCCUGAACACUUCACUCCCAGUAUCGAAUACAUGGCCGUCCUUCUGGGCCUUGAAUAACCCUAGUCCAGUACUGGGUUGGGCUGGUCAUAUUAGAAUCGACAGCCAGACAUACAAAUGGCUUGGAAAUGCAAACGAGCCCUUCAAUGUCUCUAAUCUCACUAGCACACAGGUUACACCCACUCGCACAGUCUUCUCGCUACAAGCAGGUCCGAUGGAUUUGACCGUCACUUUCCUUAGUCCGAUAGAGCCCUCAGAUUUGGUGCGGCAGUCGAUGCCCUUCUCUUAUGUUGCGCUAGACGCAACAUCGAACGAUGGAAAGCCCCAUAAUGUUCAGGUGUAUUCGGAUAUCAGUGGAGAGUGGCUGUCAGCAAAUCGUACCCAAGUUAUGACUUGGAAUACCACUCAUGGAGCUAAUGCUAUAUACCAUACAUUAUCUCUUCAGUCGCCUUCUCCUAUGACAGAAGAUUCCGGGCAAGCUGAAGAUGGCACUGCAGUUUACGCCAUGUCGACUAGUCUAAACCCGACAUUCCAAGUCAAUGAAGAUACAACCUGCCGUGGACAAUUUGCGCAAUCCGGUAGUCUUACCAACGAAGGAGAGGGUUCAAAUGUUCACGAUAUUUCUACUCCAUGGUUUCCUGUCUUCGCUCUUUCUGCGGAUCUUGGAACUAUCAAUUCGACAUCAUCUCCUGUGGUUUGGGCUAUAGGCUUUGUCCGCGAUCCCUCCAUCGAAUACACGAACUCCACAGGCGAGACUGAGCUCCGAAGUCCGUACUACCGGACACAGUAUGAUGGCAUCGAUGAAGUGAUCGAGGCAUUUCUAUCUGACUUCUCUAACGCACAAACGAGAUCUGUCACGUUGGACGAGAAGAUUCUUCAAGAUGCAUCCGCUAUAUCUGCAGACUAUGGCGAUCUCGUCUCUCUGGCUGCUCGCCAGACAUUCGGGGGUAUCGACAUCACUGUUUCUAACGGGACGGACGGACAGUGGAAUACCACGGAUGUUAAGAUAUUUAUGAAGGACAUAGGGACGAGCGGACGAAUUUCUCCAGUUGAAGUGCUCUAUGCUGCGUUCCCUACCUUCCUGUAUCUCAAUGCUUCGUACGGAAAGCCGCUUCUUUCUCCUCUGCUCGAGUUCCAAGAUUCUCCGCGUUACACGUUAUCUUACGCUGCUCAAGACCUUGGCACGUCCUACCCUGUCGCACAAGGUGAUACUAGUCCCAACCAGCAGGGAGUAGAACAGUCAGGAAAUAUGUUGAUCAUGGCUCUGGCGCAUGCAAGAGCCACUGGAGAUGGAUCGUUACUUGGCGAACAUUAUGGUUUGUUCAAGCAAUGGGGCAAUUAUCUUGUCAACAACUCAAAGACACCCAUAAAUCAGAUCUCUGCGGAUGAUCAAGAGGCUGCGAACAUGACCAACCUGGCUAUCAAGGGAAUCAUCGCUAUCCAAGCCAUGUCGGAGAUUAGUCGGGCUGUUGGAGAAAAUGCUGAUGCGCAGAACUUUGCAAAUAACGCGGCCGCGUAUGCGGCUACUUGGCAAUCAUUGGCGGAGUCUGCUUCUCAAAACCAUUUGUUGUUCAGCUACGGAGAAGCUAAUUCUUGGGCGCUGAUGUACAACUUGUAUGCGGACCUUCUAUUGGGCACUCGCCUUGUCAGCGAGACGGUAUACGAUCAACAGGCCGCUUAUUACGAGGCGUUGUCCCAAUCCAAUCCGUAUACAUUCGGGCUACCGAUCGACAGCGACGCUGCAACGAAAGGUAAUUCCGCAUGGCUGUUGUUCACAGCUGCCACGUGUCAGAACACAUCUGUGCGCGAUAGCCUGGUGGCGAUGGCCUGGAAACACGCUGCGUUCAAUCAGACUGCAGCAGUGUUUCCCACUACUUAUCUAGUGGAUACAGGGGCGGGAACUAGAGGUAUGGCUAGCCCCGGACAGGGCGCCGUAUUCGCACCAUUGGCUCUCAAUAUCGCCAAUGUUACUAUUGUAGUUCCCCAGGCAACGGGCUCGAGUUCCACCACGAAGCACACUAUCAACGUGGGAGCCAUCGUUGGUGGUGGUGUUGUCGGUGGCAUUUGCGGUUUGGCCCUCGUCGCAUUGGUGGCCUUCCUGUAUCGGCGGAGAGCUCAACGUUUGAAACUGGGAGGCUUUGAGGGAGAAAACGUUGUUAUCUAUGAUCCCACUCAAGAACCGCUCGUACACCAAGUGACGCCGUUCGCCCCUGCUUCCCGGCCGCUACCGAGUCUGCCGGUGGACUCUCCGACGGUCUACUCAUCAAAGGCGAGAGAGCAUUUGGAAGCAGGCCUUAUGGCUGGACCAUCUCCAGCUUCUUCAUAUACUUCCACUUCUCAGGCACCCUCCAGCAGGGAGCCACCAACCACAUUUGGCAGCGACACACAACCUGCCACUGUGUCUAGUCCUAUAGUAUCUCCGUCAGACGUACGCGACCUGCGCGCAGAAGUAGAGAUCCUGCGGAGGGUCAUGCAGGACAUACACGCCGAAAGAUUGGAACCACCUCCCGGCUACGUCGGGUGA